AUGGUGCACAAAUGUCUCGGUGAAGGCCAGAUGAACAGCAGUGACGUUCUCAACAGCGCUGACAAACACAAGAAACACUGUGCCAUGAACAAUCACGCUUUCAGUCAUGGGGGAACGAGUGUGGCGACGAAGAUCUUUGCUCUGCUUUGUGUUCUUUUUCUUUAUGGCACUCCUCCUAUACUUCAAGCAGAGAAAUGCUCACUGUAUUACAUUUACACGGCUUUGUCCAAACCUGUCGAUCUGCCGGGCAUCUAUCAGUUCAGUGCUAUGGGUCUGCUAGAUGACAGACAGAUCGACUAUUACAAUAGUGAGGAACAGAGAAAUAUUUCCAAACAGAACUGGAUGAUAGAAUGCAGGAUGCCGGGCUUAAAGAUCUCCGGCAACACUGUGCUAGAUGACAUACAGAUUGACUAUUACAGUAGCAGAGAACAGAGGAAGAUUCCCAAACAGCUCUGGAUGAAGGAGAAACUAUAUGAGGAUUACUGGGAAGAAGGCACACAGUCAAGAAAGAGCAAAGAACAGUGGUUUAAUGUGAAUAUCGACAUUCUGAUGAAAUGCAUGCGACACCGUGAAUCAGAUCUUCAUGUUCUUCAGUGGAGACACGGUUGUGAAGUUGAGCAGCAGAGAAGUGAACUUGCGUUUUCCAAAGGCAUUAGUGAGUACGCCUAUGAUGGAGAGGACUUUAUUUCUUUUGAUAUUGCAGUGUCUCAGUGGGUCACCUUAGUUGAAGCAGCUCUACCAACCAAGAGAAAAUGGGACAGUGUGCUUAUCCUAAACCAGUACACCAAAGGCUACCUGGAGAAAGAGUGUGUGGACUGGCUCAACAAAUUCAGAGAAUAUGCAGACGAGGAGCUCAGAAAAGCUUCUCCUCCAGAUGUUCAUGUGUUUGCAAGGAAAUCCAGUGAUGAAACCAAGCUGAAACUCACCUGUAUGGCCACCGGCUUCUACGCCAAAGACAUGAUGACCAUUAGGAAAUAUUGCACAUUUCUGCCUGAAGACGAGGUUGAAUCCACAGGAAUCAGACCAAACCAUGAUGGGACCUUCCAGCUGAGGAAGAGUGUGGAGAUCCAGGAGAAUGAAAAAGCAGAAUAUGAUUGUUUUGUGUCCCACAGAAACUUCAAAUCAAUCAUCAUAAAACUGGGUAGGUAA
Molecule: messenger RNA, 1149 nt
Organism: Sinocyclocheilus anshuiensis
Lineage: Eukaryota; Metazoa; Chordata; Actinopteri; Cypriniformes; Cyprinidae
Product: zinc-alpha-2-glycoprotein-like
Exons: 6
Coding region: 1-1149 (382 amino acids)
Biological process (GO): immune response
Cellular component (GO): external side of plasma membrane
Source: RefSeq, a predicted model, not a curated record